AGAGAGAGAGAGAGAGAGAGAGAGAGAGAGAGAGAGAGAGAGAGAGAGAGGUUGAUCAGUGAUGGGUAAUUACAGGUUUAGGCUAUCAGAUAUGAUGCCAAAUGCCUGGUUUUACAAGCUCAGGGACAUGGGCAGGAGCAGAACCCACCAUAACAACAGCAGCAACCACCACCCACUUCUCACAGUCAAGAAGAAACAACAACCCUGCACAGCUACUCCACCACAGAACCACACACGCCUCUCUCGCCCAAGAAACUCUUACUACUUCCCUUCAGAAUCCAGAGCCAUCGAACCUGAAAAAUUUAACAAUUCUCCCAUAAAACCAAAAGCUUCUGAUACAUAUUUCCCUGACCCACCAAGAAGAUCAUCCUCAAUCACCACCAGAAGGAGAACCAAACGCAGAACCAUCAGGUCGUCUUCCAUGCUCGUUACUUCCUCUGUUUCUGCUGGUUGCAACUGCCGAGCCACCCUUGAUUCUGUCUGGACUCGGCCCGAUUCCAGUCCAGAGAACUCUGGUUCGCUUUCCCCACCUGAGAGCUCCACUGAUCCUGACUUCCAGGUCGUCCCUGCUCCUGACCCAUUUGACAGUUUAGGUUCCUGGUCCAGUUCCUGCAGUUGUACGGUCAGUUCUUCUGCUACUGAUAUCAUCAUCGACAUGGAUCAGAAGAAGUCAUUCGAUAAAUUUGAUGGGCUUGAUUCGAUCUCCAAGCUUCAACUCCGCCCAAUUCUUACAAAACCUGCGAAUUUCAGCGACAUGGUCAGUGAUGAUCACAAGAAGAAAGACAGCAAGAAAACUGAAAAACCUCCCAAAUUUAGAAGAAAUUCUGCUAAAUUGGAGGAGAGAACUGCAAAUGCUGCUAAUGGGUCUCUGUCUGUGAAGAUUGUGAGGGAGGAAAGCCUCAAGACCGUCAGAGAACAGAAGCCUAUUCCGCUCCCUGUACGAAGGUCCUUGGCAUCUUCUUCUCCAGGUGUGAAGCUCAGAGCGAUUUCUCCAAGAAUAGCGAGUAAGAAGAUUCAGGCUUAUAAUCGAAAGAUAUCGGCGUCUGCUACGAAUUCGAGAUCACGGAGGAAGAGCAUUUCAGAUAGUUUCGCAGUUGUGAAGUCUUCGUUCGACCCACAAAGGGAUUUUAGAGAAUCAAUGGUGGAUAUGAUCGUGGAGAACAAUCUCAGGGCAUCUAAGGACUUGGAAGAGCUUCUUGCCUGUUAUCUUUCUCUGAAUUCCAACGAGUAUCACGAUCUUAUUGUGAAGGUGUUCGAGCAAAUCUGGUUUGAUCUGACUUAUACUCGCCUGUAAAAAAUUUCGUAGAGUAGUAUGAAUCUGUAUAAUUUUGAUCAUAAAUAUCAAUAAUAAGUUCUACAGUUUCAGUACCAUGAGAUGGAAACUGGAAAUUUUGUUUCAUCAUUCAGGUCAACCAAGCCAAAAAACAAUCUUUGAUUUACUGCUUAAAGAUCAGACUUUUAAGAUUCAAUUUUGGUUCCUGUUCUGUUUGAUGGGGAUAGAUUCAUUUGUAGUGAAAAGAAUACUGAGAUAGAAUUUAAUUUAAUUUAAUUUAAUUUUUCCUUUUUCCGCUUUAAUGGAGUUUUUCUUCCAUUGAGAUGUGGAGUGACAAAGGCAAAAGGAAAAGAAAGGGAAGGAGCUUCCGGCAGAUGCUCUUCACAGUAGUUGUUGCUUGAACAGAGGUUUGAGUUGUGGAGUGUAACUUCAAUGGUCAAAC
This is a messenger RNA of Macadamia integrifolia, 1715 nucleotides long. Its product is annotated as transcription repressor OFP4-like. The coding region runs from base 62 to 1294 and encodes 410 amino acids. NCBI's taxonomy places the organism in Eukaryota, Viridiplantae, Streptophyta, Magnoliopsida, Proteales, Proteaceae. The transcript has a single exon. Gene Ontology annotation, biological process: negative regulation of DNA-templated transcription. The record is from RefSeq and is a predicted model, not a curated record. Gene Ontology annotation, molecular function: DNA binding.